Molecule: messenger RNA, 2894 nt
Organism: Elephantulus edwardii (Cape elephant shrew)
Lineage: Eukaryota; Metazoa; Chordata; Mammalia; Macroscelidea; Macroscelididae
Gene: CIP2A
Product: KIAA1524 ortholog
Exons: 21
Coding region: 37-2760 (907 amino acids)
Molecular function (GO): protein binding
Source: RefSeq, a predicted model, not a curated record
GUGGUACUGGACCCGGCGUGGCUCGGGGCUGUCCGGAUGGACUCCACUGCCUGCUUGAAGUCCUUGCUCUUGACCAUCAGCCAAUACAAAGCCGUUAAGUCGGAGGCUAACGCCACUCAGCUUUUGCGACACUUAGAGGUAAUUUCUGGACAGAAGCUCACACGGUUGUUUACAUCAAAUCAGAUAUUACCAAGUGAAUGCUUAAGUUCCCUUGUAGAGCUACUUGAAGAUCCGAACAUAAGUGCUUCACUAAUUUUAAGUGUUAUCAGUUUGCUGUCUCAAUUAGCUUUAGACAAUGAAACCAAAGAUUGUCUUCAGAACACUUAUAAUCUGAAUAGUGCGUUAGCAGGAGUGGUUUGUCGGAGCAGUGCUUGCCACAACGAUUCUGUGUUUUUACAGUGUAUCCAGCUUCUGCAGAGGUUGACAUACAAUGUCAAAAUUUUCCAUUCUGGUGCCAAUAUAGAUGAAUUAAUUACAUUUCUGAUAGAGCAUAUUCAGUCUUCUGAAGAUGAAUUAACUAUGCCUUGUCUGGGAUUAUUGGCAAAUCUGUGUCGGCACAAUCUUUCUGUUCAAACCCAUAUCAAGACUUUGAAUAAGGUGAAAUCCUUUUAUCGAACUCUUAUAACAUACUUGGCCCAUAGUAGUUUAACCGUGGUUGUGUUUGCACUUUCGAUACUAUCCAGUUUGACAUUAAAUGAAGAGGUUGGGGAAAAGCUAUUCCAUGCCCGAAACAUUCACCAGACUUUUCAAUUGAUAUUUAAUAUUCUUGUAAAUGGUGAUGGUACACUAACUAGAAUGUAUUCAGUGGACCUGCUAAUGGAUCUCCUUAAAAAUCCUAAAAUUGCUGAUUAUCUUACCAGGUAUGAACACUUUUCCUCAUGUCUUAGUCAAGUAUUAGGUCUUCUUAAUAGGAAGGAUUCUGAUUCUUCUAUAAAGGUUUUAGAAUUACUUCUUGCCUUCUGUUCAGUAACUCGGCUGCGCCACGUGCUCACUGAGAUGAUAUUUGAACAGCCACCCAGCAACACGGUGCUUGGAAACCGUUCUAAAUGUGUAGAGCCCACUGUGGCUAUACUUCGUUGGUCCAGCCAGCCCUUGGACACACCAGACAACUGCUCUAUUUUGGCAUUGCAGUUGUUCAAGGAAAUAUUUGAGGAUGUGAUAGACACUGCUAACUGUUCCUCAGCUGAUCGUUUUGUGACUCUUCUGCUACCUUCAAUCCUUGAUCAGCUUCAGUUUACAGAACAAAAUCUAGAUGAGAUCUUAAUAAGGAAAAAAUGUGAAAGGAUGGCCAGAGCUAUUGACGUUUUAUUAACUCUCUGUGGAGAUGAUACUCUCAAAAUGCAUGUUGCAAAAAUCCUGACGACUAUUAAAUGUACCACCCUGAUAGAACAACAGUUUACAUAUGGCAAGAUUGACCUGGGGUUUGGAACAAAGGUAGCAGAUUCUGAAUUGUGCAAACUUGCUGCUGAUGUAAUUUUGAAAACUCUUGAUUUGAUGAACAAACUUAAACAGCUGGUUCCUGGUAUGGAGGUUAGCUUCUACAAAAUCCUUCAGGAUUCACGUGUGAUUACUCCUUUGGCUUUUGCUUUAACUUCAGAUAACAGAGAACAAGUACAGAUUGGACUGGGAUUAUUAUUGGAAGCUGCACCACUCCCAGAUUUCCCUGCUUUAGUACUUGGAGAAAGCAUAGCAGCAAACAAUGCCUAUAGACAACAAGAAGCAGAACAUAUGCCCAGAAGGAUUUCUUUGCAAUCAGUAAAUCACGGUUUCCCAACAUCAGUGAAGAGUUUAACCCCUCCACUUUUAAAAGAUAAUCUUCCUGCUUUGAACAUUGAGGAAUUAAUAGAGAAACUUCAAUCUGGAGUGGUGGUAAAGGAUCAGAUUAAUGAUGUGAGAAUAUCUGACAUAAUGGAUGUGUAUGAGAUGAAAUUAUCCACUUUAGCUUCCAAAGAAAGCAGGCUCCAGGAUCUCUUGGAAGCAAAAGCUCUUGCUCUUGCACAGGCCGACAGACUAAUUGCUCAGUAUCGCUGUCAGAGAACUCAAGCUGAGAGUGAGGCACGCACACUUGCUAAUAUGCUGAGAGAAGUUGAGAAAAAAAAUGAAGAGCUUAGUGUGUUGCUGAAAUCACAGCAAGUUGAAUCAGAAAGAGCCCAGAGUGAUAUUGAGCAUCUUUUUCAACAUAAUAGGAAAUUAGAGUCUGUGGCUGAAGAACAUGAAGUACUGACCAAGUCCUACAUGGAACUUCUUCAGAGGAAUGAAACUACAGAGAAGAAAAAUAAAGAUUUACAGAUCACAUGUGAAUCUCUGAACAAACAAAUUGAUGCAGUGAAAAAGUUGAAUGAAUCACUCAAACAACAAAAUGAAAAAACUGUUGCUCAAUUAAUUGAGAAAGAAGAAGAAAGAAAAGAAGUACAGAACCUGCUAGUGGACAGGGAAUGUAAACUAGCAAACUUGCAGCAAAAGGCAAUGGUGCAAGAGGAAAAGAUUAAAACAUUACUAAAAGAAAAAGAAGAUAAAGAAGAAAGCAUUGACAUGCUUAGAAAAGAAUUAAGCAAAACAGAACAAGUAAGGAAAGAGUUAAGCAUUAAGGCUUCUUCCCUGGAAGUUCAGAAGGCCCAAUUAACAGGUCGUUUGGAAGAGAAAGAAUCGCUGGUGAAACUUCAGCAGGAGGAAUUGAAUAAACAUGCUCACAUGAUAGCUAUGAUCCACAGUUUAAGUGGUGGAAAAAUAAGUCCAGAAACUGUGAAUCUCAGUCUGUAAACAGUGUGACAUUUUGGAAUUUGUAAUCUAAUGAUAUUUUUCAUGUAUUUACUAUGGAAUGAGUGAGUUAAUGUGUGACUACAGAACACAGAAAAUUAUUACCUGGUGAUUAAUUUAGUAAAGAUCCUGAUCUG